Ceratina calcarata is the source of this 1803-nucleotide messenger RNA. Its product is annotated as Cytosolic non-specific dipeptidase 2. NCBI's taxonomy places the organism in Eukaryota, Metazoa, Arthropoda, Insecta, Hymenoptera, Apidae. Gene Ontology annotation, biological process: proteolysis. Gene Ontology annotation, molecular function: metallodipeptidase activity. The coding region runs from base 155 to 1594 and encodes 479 amino acids. The record is from RefSeq and is a predicted model, not a curated record. The transcript has 5 exons.
CUGAUAUGCCCCUCCCAUGAGAUAAGAGUUAUCUUCAUUAAUCAUUCUGAUCAUAAUAUGAUCAUCAUAUACUUGUAACGAAAGAACUUCAGUUUAUUAGUUGUCAAGAAUAUGCUUGAUACAGUCGGUGUCUGAUCGAAAUAAAACUAAUAGAAUGGCUCAAGAACUUCCAACACCUUUAAAACAGCUGUUUAGCUACAUUGAUGACCACCAGAAAGAAUACAUAAAUAAUUUACGUGAAGCAGUAGCUAUAAAAUCUGUCUCAGCAUGGGCAGAUCACAGAAACGAAAUUAUUAAAAUGAUGAAAUGGGCAGAAGCCAAAUUAAAGGAUCUUGGAACUAUUACAGAAUUAGUAGAUAUAGGGAUACAAACACUUCCAGAUGGAAGUGAAAUUGCACUUCCACCUGCCUUGCUAGGGUCUCUUGGGUGCGACCCAAAGAAAAAGACUGUUCUCUUGUAUGGGCAUUUAGACGUCCAACCAGCAUUAAAGGAAGAUGGCUGGGAUACAGAACCAUUUACACUCGUUGAAAAAAAUGGCAAAUUGUUCGGUCGUGGAAGUACAGACGACAAAGGUCCCGUACUUUGCUGGAUCCAUGCAUUGCAAGCUUAUAAAGCUAUUGGGGUUGAUAUCCCUGUCAAUAUUAAGUUUGUUUUUGAAGGUAUGGAGGAAAGUGGUAGUGAAGGUCUGGAUGAUCUCCUUUGGGCACGUAAAGAUACGUUUUUGAAAGGAGUGGAUUAUGUAUGCAUAUCUGAUCAUUAUUGGUUGGGCACCACAAAGCCAUGCGUUACAUACGGCUUAAGAGGUGUCUGCUAUUUCACAGUCGAAGUAAUUUGCGCUGCAAAAGAUUCACAUAGUGGUACAUUCGGCGGGGCUCUGCACGAGGCAAUGCCGGAUUUGAUAUAUUUGUUAAACGCAUUAGUCGACACAAAGGGUAAAAUAUUAGUAGACGGUAUUUAUGAAAAAGUUGAUAAGAUCAUGACAAAGGAACUGGAAAUGUAUAAGCAGAUUGAAUUUGACGUUGACGAGUUUCGAAAUUCUAUAGGAGCUAAACGUUUAGCUCAUAACGAAGAUAAGAUACAACUUUUGAUGCACCGAUGGAGACAACCAAGUUUGUCCCUCCACGGUAUCGAGGGUGCAUUCAGUGAGCCAGGUGCAAAAACUGUUAUCCCAGGGAAAGUUACUGGCAAAUUUUCGAUUAGACUGGUACCGAGUAUGACUAUCGAUAAUACUGUUCAGAAAGUAACAGACUAUUUGAAUAAAAAGUGGGCUCAGAGAGGUAGUCCGAAUAAAAUGACCGUUAGCAUGAUUCACGGUGGAAAACCGUGGACGGAGGAUCCUGAUCAUCCGAAUUAUUUGGCUGGUAGGAAAGCUACCAAGCAUGUGUACAAUGUAGACCCUGAUAUGUCGCGCGAAGGUGGUUCGAUUCCGAUUACUCUAACGUUCCAAGAAGUAACUGGUAAAAAUGUAUUACUCUUGCCAGUCGGUGCUGGUGAUGAUGGAGCACAUUCUCAGAAUGAAAAGUUAGACGUUCGUAAUUACAUCGGCGGUACUAAAUUACUUGGAGCUUAUUUGUAUGAGGUAUCUCAACUUUAGCGUUCAACUGCAAUAGAUAUCUCCCCACCUAUAUUCAAGAUUUCAAUUUAUUCAAGCAAUAUGUUACAUAAAAUAUUAAGGUAAUUUUUAUAAUCCAAAUGUUGAGUUGUCUGGAAAGUUUGUUCCGAUUUUUAAAUCGGUGAUUGAAUUAGAACAAGUCUGAGUACAUCAGAAUGAUUAAAAAUAAAUGACAUCUGUCAUCAAUAGAA